Molecule: messenger RNA, 33635 nt
Organism: Porites lobata
Lineage: Eukaryota; Metazoa; Cnidaria; Anthozoa; Scleractinia; Poritidae
Source: the annotation of a GenBank genome assembly
UCCACAACACCAACAAAGUCGUCGGACGAAGCGAUGCCGUCGGAAGGUGAAGCAUUUUGUUUAUGAAAAAUCGGCUCUUUGGUAACAGCUAGCACUGUUUUAAAAUUUAGAAGAUUGCUACUUAACUUUCAAGUGUUAUUUUUCAGGUGUGGAAGUGUUCUCAAAUCCCCUGGCGCCUCCAUCUUUGUCGGGGCAUCAUGGCGGACAUCAUAGGUACGUCAUCCAUCGCGUCCUCUUCUCGAUGAUGGACGAGGUCUACAUCUGAAUUUUAUUUUCUUCUUAAAAAUAACUGUGAAAAAAGAGGAAAUGAACAAAACACGUUUUAGUUAGUGUAGAAUUAGUCAAUUCCAUUCAUAAUCUAAGAUACAUUUACACACAGAAAAUCAAGGCUCUUCAUCACUGAUAAUUUUUUUCCAUGGGGAGAGGGUUACUAUAUAUAGUUUUUGUCUUUUCUUUUUUUACAAUCCAUCAUCUCUUUGAUUUGAGAUGCUUAGUUAAACAGAAAUGCAGGAGAUGUUUAGUCUAUUAUUACUUCUGUUGAACUAUAAAACGUCCUCUUCAGCCUUGUUGCAUUUUAGUCAAGGUUUUAUAAGUCCAAGAGUUGAAGAAAAAUUAAGAACAACCUUUUUCAAAGUGUAGUGACCUGAUUUAUGUGUAUUUUGAUAUUUUAUUAUUUAUUUUUUCCUAUUAUUAGCACAUCAGCACUGACAAAUGAGGAUUUCAGGAAACUUUUGAUGACCCCUCGGUCUGGUGCACCAUCUGUGGCUCCUCCAUCAGCAAGGUCAUCAAGUCACAGCAGUAAAAGCACUUCAAGCAGCAUUCAUUCACAUCGUACCAGCAGGUGGGAUAUGUUUUUGUUCUAGGUAUUAUCCCUUUUCAGGUUAAACUGUUAUUCAAGUAGACUUUCUUGCUGGGCAAGUAACCUUUUAAGCUAAGAACACCAGACGUAGUUAAUCAAUAAAAAUCUACAUUGGAAAUCAAUCGAAAUCAUCGAUGUUAAUUGAUGAUUUCGGCCAAUUAAUCUUGAUUGAUAUCAGAAAUCGACAGAAAUAGAAGUCGCAGAAAAAAAUAAUUUAUCGAUUAUUAUUGAUUAACACAAUCAAUAACAAUCUAUAGGAAUCAAUAGUAAUCAAUAACAACUGAUAAAAAAUCAUCGAUUUCUAUCGGAAAAUCAUCGAUAUUAAUUGAAGUCACAACUUUUUUUUCUUUAUCGAUUUCUAUCAAUCGAUGUUGGAAAUCGAUAUUCUUCGAUGAUUGAUAUUGAUUACUAUCGAUUAAUAUCGAUUAUUGGUUUAUCGAUUAACUGCGUCUGGAGAACAAGAGGAAAGAAAAAUGUGGUGACUUCUUCUUUCAGCUACAUUGUAAAUUAAAUGAAAAUACACCAGCUUGACCAAAAACUUGAUUUUAGCCUGCGACUUACAGAAAUUGAUUUUUAAGCCUUUCUAGGGACCAUGAAGAUGAUGAUGAUGGUGAUGAGGAUGAUCCAUGGUCAAGAAGGAGAAAGAAAAAGAGGUUAGAUUUUUUACCAACAGCGUUUUUAAAACUUUCUUGAACUUUGUAGUAAGGUGAUUGAAGAAAAAGGCAUAAAGCCUGGAAUAGUAUGAUUUGCCCCUCAAAAGCAAUGUUUGCAGUGAUUUGUUACAAUAAUAGUUUUGGUGAGUCCUGAGACUCAACUUGUGAAAAAUUAUGAGUCCCAGUCCAGACCUAUUGAGUCCUAAACUGAAAAUGUUUGGUCUUUUAUGCAACCAGAUAGUUAAUCUGAAGACAGACUCCAAAACUCUGUAGUAAAGUUUGCUGAAAUAAAAGUAUACUCCUUCUGUUGUAAAGCACAACAAAGACUAAAAGAGAUAUGUGUCGUUAAAAAGCAGCCACAAAAAUGGCUACAGAAAUCAUACAAACAGGAUAUUCUACAAAAACAUCUUCACAGUGCUCAAUCAAUGUUUGCAUCCUACGGGACGCAUGCAAUUAAAUAUUUUACGUCUUUGAGGAUUUUUAUACGUCAGGAAUGCAGGACGCAGAGGUAACAAAAUCAUUUUUUUUGACUAAAUUCAUUAUUUUCUUUCUUCCAAUAAGAUAUUAUGCCAAACUUAAGAAGAUGGAGGAAGAGAGGGAACAAGAACUUGCCAGCAAAUACAGAGACAGGGUAAGUAAAUAUUAAUGGUGGAGGAGGUCACUGAUUAUCCUGUUUUGAUUGACCUUUCAAGUAUUUGAUAUGAUUUGCUUUUAAACUUUUCCCUUUCUUAAUAAAUUUAUACAGUUAAGACAAUGUACAUGUAUAAUGUAGCUUAUUUUUACACUAAUAAACACCCCUGGUAGUAUAAAUAUUGCAUUUGGGGUUCUAAGGGUUAUGAUGGUUAAUUUGUGGGUACAUGUACAUCUGUUACAGGACAAAAUUAAAUUCAGGUUCAUUUUUGAACCUAGGUUGAUUCUUAAUUUCCUUCGUCACCUGGCCCUAAUUAUUCAUGAAUUAGGGCUAGGAGACAAAGAAAACUGAAGGCGCUUUCCAUUUGUCAGAACUGACUGGCCAGCCCAUUCUGAUCUUCAUGAGAAUUUCAUUUUUAAUCAAAACUAACCAUCCAAAUCAGUCAAAUCCAAAAUAUUAUACCCAGAGGAGAUGGAUUUUCAGCUAAACGUCUUGGAAAAAGCCUAUUUCAUUGCCAGAAAGUGUGGUCUGGCCAUGGUCCGGCCGGUCAGUUCUGUCUUUUGGAAAACGCCCCGAGAUUCAACCCAGGUUAAAAAACUUCAACGUGAAUACACUGUAAUUUUGACUUAUAACAUAUUCAAAACAACCAUCAAGUGUACAAGCAAGUAAAUAAUGAUAGCACAAAGCAGUGGUUUUACAAUGUAACUGCAUAAACAAACAACAGAUUACAAACUGCGAAAGAUCCUUUGAUUAAUCUCUGCGGAGAUCUCAGCUUUGAGUCAAAGAUAGACUUGCCUACAAGUCAAGCUCAAAUUUUUUCACGAGCGUGAAGUGCGAGCAGUAGAUUUUUUAUGUUUUCUGUGGCAAAAGCAAGCAAGAGAGCGAGAGCUCGACUUGUUUCCCCUGCAAAAAAUCGCAUCAAGUGACGUCAUUUUGGCGCAACUAUUUGGGUCCCUGUCAGGCGUGUUGUCACGUGUAUGUGUCAUUGCGGGCUGUCAAAGUAUGUCAAAACAAACAAAUAACAGAAAAAAAUUCUGAUAAGAGAAAGUAAAUAGAGUAAAUAAAAGAAUGUUCAAUACAAAAAAGAGGUAAUGAACAAAAGUGCCAUCUUGUGAUAUUUGUGAGUUCAGUUUCCAGACGUUUUGGGCUCGUUGAAAGGUUGGCAUACACUAUGAAAGAAAACAAAAAAAAACAAAAACUUUGAAUUGCGCGCACUCAAAACAAAACAAGUCGGUAAUGUUUUUUCGCUCCCUGGGGGCCAGGAAAAUCCAACCUUGGUAAAGUACCCAAAUGGAGGAAGAUAAAAUGCCUGCUAAAGCUUUGUAUUUGAAUACAGGCGAUAAAACAAAAUUGAAAUAAAGCCCGCAAAAAUACACAGUUCAACUGAAUUUCGAUCAAAACAGUUCAAGUCAUGUUUCGUGUGGCGUGAUCAGGUGUGAUUGAUGGUGCAUCAGUAAAAGCGUUCGUGAUUGGAUAAAAGCUACAGGAGGAAAAUUCCUCCUGUAAAUUUUGCGUGCUGCAGGUGAUAAAAGUCCUUCGUACUGGGGCCCAAUACUGGAACCAGAAAUAAGAAGCAAAGGACUUUGAGAAAGUCUAAGUCAAAGAGAGAGGCAAUUCUUUUAUGUUUCUUUUAUCUUAAGCAUAAUAAUGAUAUUAUAAAGAUAUCUUUCUGAUCUCCAUAUUUCAAUGUACCCUAACGUCAUGUACAUCUGACCCUCACUGCCUCCUCUUUAGCACUUUAUUAAACGUCAAUAUUAAUUUGUUAUUUAAAUGUUUGCUCUUGUUAGGCAAGGGAGAGGCGAGAUGGUCUGAAUCCGGACUACCAGUCAACUGAUACUUUAAGUGCGACAGCUAACUACAGAGCAGUUGGACCAACAGCAGAAGCAACGUGAGGCACCUAAGUUUUUUUAUAUAAACUGGCCUUUCUUUCCCCAUUGGCUAGAAGCCAAGCUUAUAGCCAAUGUGGUUUCUUCAAUGUAGCUAUUCAAAGCUGUGCUCUGAGAAAAAUUGAAGGGAACGUGGUGCGCUGAACCAGGGAGCCCCACAUAAGAUUUCUAUGAAAAAGCUUAGAUUCACCAGUUUGUGGUAGAUUCAACAGCAAAAGUGCGAAAGGUGCCAGAGGCCAGGUGCUGCUCGAGCAUAGCUCUGGCUAUUCAUUGUUGAAUGGAAUAACAAUCAGACAGCAAGGAUAGUGCUUGCCCGGGGGGAGGGGUUAAUCUGGAUUUCAAGUGAUGGGGAUGAUCAAAUGGGGAAAAAAAUCCCUGGACCAAAAAUUUAACCCCAAAUAAAUCCCAUAACAAAUUUACAAGCCUUAAAAAUCUCCAGAAAGGAACACAAGUUUGGUUGUACUUUAAUCGCAGCACUAUGUGGCCUGGUUAUGUGGGCACUAGCAUGAAUCUUCAGAUUGUUCUGAAUGCCCAAAAAAUACUUACCAAAUUUUCCUACCCAAGAAAAUUCCUUCCAUCAUCCCCAUCACUUGAAAUCUGGAGUGCCCCUCCCCUGGGAGUGCCUGCAUGCAUAGAUGACUCCUUGCAAAGUUCCAGCCACGAAACAAUAGACAGCAAUAUUCCUUUGUCUGUACUCUUAUUGUCUAGCCUGAGAAAACGGCUGACAUUUGGCAACGCUACCACUGGUUUCCCCACCAUUAAUGAUGUCUGAGAAAUGAGCCCAAAAAUGCCAUACUGAUGACACGUCACUACCCUGAUCUGGGUAGUGAUGCGUCAUCAGUAUGGAAUUUCUGCGCUCGUUUCUCAGACGUCAUUUGGCAGGGAAACCAGUGAAGCCACAGUUGAGUGGUGUCAGUGCAAAGUGUUUUACAUUUAGAUACCAUUUCUGUUACAGUGUACUGCAUAUAAGAGCUGAAAACUUGUUUUCAGUCUCCAUCUCUGAAAAGUAUUUUAGAGAAUUGGGUGCCAGAGACAAAGAAACACAAAUUGCCCCAUCAUUAUGUUAUUUCUCUGGUCUAUGUACUCGUACAUGUAGACUGUACGCCUUGACCAUUGAGUAUACAAGAAAUCACUCACUUAUUGUAAAAAAAAUAACUUCUUAGUGGUAGUGGAAAAAAAAAAAUUUCUUAGAUGAAGAGGACACCGCUGGAACUGAUUGAUGUACUUGUCUUAUUGUUUGAGAUUAAAUAGACUCACUGACCAAGGAUAUGGUUCCCUCAUUAAUUGAGAAGUGUCUUCUGUCAUGCAUUAAUAGGAAUACUGCAGCUGAGAGACGUAAGCAAGCUAUUCAAGAGAGUAAGUUUCUUGGUGGUGAUAUGGAGCACACUCAUCUUGUGAAAGGGUUGGACUUUGCCUUGUUACAGAAGGUAAACUGCUUCUUCUUUUUUACAAGUUGCUUAGUUCUUACAGCAGUUAACCCUUUAAACACUAACAGAGAAAAUUGAAAUCUUCAUUAAAUUUAGUGUCCCUGUACAUUUCCAUAGAAGUAAUGGGGAGAAAUUGUUAAAGUAUAAAUGAAAUUUAAUUCAUCCUUGUGUGAUCAUGUCCUUAAUUUGAUGUGACCACUCUGCCCUAUAAGGCAGAGAUAUUAUGCAAAAAAAAUUAAUGCUGAUCACUCUAAGGGCUUAAGCAUGGUCUUGGGAUCUGGGAUUUGAUUGAACUGCAGUGCAGGAUUAAAAAAAAUGCAAAAUUUCUUGACGAGAUACAGGAUUUGACCGCUACUUGGGAAGCAGUAGUCGCCAAAAUCUUGGCAUGGGAUGUGGUAUUGGGAAAAAUACUGUACUUUGGGAUAGAGAUGAUAGAAGUUCAGGAUGCAGGAUCAUCAUGAAAAAGGAGCUGGAAUGUGGGAUCAGGACCCCUCCUUACGGUCCCUGAUAAGGUUACAGCUAUGGCCCUAUCACUACUUCAGUGUCAAAUUCAUCCUGACCAUGGGUUAGAUUUAUUUUUGUGUGUUAAUUUAAUGUUUAAAAGUCAUAGUAACUUUUUUCCCAACUUUAUUCAACUACAUGUAUUACACCCAAAACACUUACAAUAAAGAACAUUGCUGUAUGUAAUGAUCAAAUUACACAUGUAACACACGUAGUUACACACGUAACGCAAACAGUGAUAGACAGCUUACAAGUUAAGAAAAGUUAAAUUAACAACUUAUGCAUGACACUUUACAACAACCAGUAUUUUGCUUAAAAGAAAAAGAAAAAAAAGCAUACAAUAACUACUGCCAGUGAUAAUAAUAUUAUUAUAUAGAAUUACAAAAAAACUAACACUAACUCUAAUCUAACUUAUAAUAUUGAAUUAAUAUGUCAUCAUAGUAACUUUUUGGUUGCAAAGCGAGAUAUUGAGAUCAAAGUCUGAAAAAUUAAAGCAUGGGUUGGGGGUUAGCUAGCAAAUUAGUCCAUUUUAUUUUGUUAACUGACAGGUGUAUUAUGUUAUUAGCACAAUGAUUGAAUAUUGAUCUUGAAUAUAAACACAGCAGCCUUUAAGGCCCAUUAAUUACAAGGACAUAUUUAAAAAACAAGCCCCUCUUUUCCUCAAUUCCAUAGAACUAUACUUGACACCUUUGAUAAUGGGGGGCUUUUGAAUGAGGAUUUUUAUAUUAACAACAGUCUGGUUAUAUUCUAUUUAUUGCUAUAGUUAUAUCUACUGUAUAUCUACCGUAUAACCCAUGUGGCACCUGUUUUACUUAGGUGCGCAGCGAAAUUGCUGAAGAGGAUGAAGAAAACCAGGAACUGGUUAGCAAAAAGACAAAAACUAAACAAAAGGACAUGUAUGUACUCCACUGUUAAUCUUGUGUUUUUACUGCUACUUUGGUUCUAUACAUUUGAAUAUUAAUUUUUUGUUAAUGCAAGUUUCUUGAGCAUUAUAAUGUUAUUGGAUGAUAAAUAUUCCAAGCAGUUAUGUGAUCAAUUAAAAAAGCAGUUGAAAAAGAAGCUACGAAAAUUCAACUCUCCCAGCAUUAAACUCUGACUGUUGCAAUGUUUGAAUGCAACAGUCAAUUUUAUCAAAUAACUACGAAGUGUCCAUUCAUUAUUUAUGCAAAUGCAUUCAAAAUAAAACCUCAAUAAUAGAACCUUGAUAUAAGUCCAAGCGACUGGCAAAAUGUGUUGUUAUGUUGAGCUUCUUUUUCAUAUAUUUUACUAUUGCUGCGAUAAGGAAAAUUGAUCAUCAUAUCAAGGACUUCAUUAUAUAUAGAGGUUUGUUAUAUCAAGGUUCCCCUGUGUACAUGUAAGAUUCAGUGCAUAUUAUUUAAUAACAAAUUAAUAGUAAUAACUUAAGGGAAAAGUAGUUUUACUGCUCCAUCCUUUAAUUUGAAGAUAUCAUUCGUAAAAUUGUCAUUCAUCCUCAAGAGAUGGGUUACAUCACUGAAGUUUGCCAAAUAGAUUAAAUCUGCAAAUUUUCUGUCAUUUAAGAUUCACCUAUAGCCCCGUAUUUUAUUGGUUGACGUACACAUCCUUACUGCCAGUUACUUCAGUAACAAAUUCCUCUUUUCAUUUUCAACAGGGAAGAAGAUGAUAAUGCUGAUGAAAUUGAGUUUACAACUAAGCUAGGUAACUUUACUGUCCUACAGCUGUACCAUGUUGAAGAAUAACUCACAAAAAAUUUUGUUAAUGAUUAACCCUACACACUGGACCAGGAAACAAUGCCUGCUUGCUGGGAUGACCAAGUACAAUGGUAUUCAAAUGUUCCAGGGAAUUCCUUGUCAAACUUGUUGAUAGUGACCAUUUAAAUAUGAUGAACUAGAGUAUCCCACAUAGAAAAUUUUGAUAUUCCUGUUUGUAAUAUAAACAGUUUUUAGAGUCCAGAAUCAAUUUGUUGUAUGACUCCCUUCUCUUGUGGAAAAUUCUAUUAGCUUCAUACAUUGUUCUAAAUUUUUGAGUCUUUGAGAUACUUCUUUCCCCUGGAAUUUCUUGAGUUCAGCCAUUCAAACAGAUGCCAUAAGGAAUGUUUUGGCAUGAGAGGUCACAUACAUGUUUAUUCUAAACUACACAAUGAAUGACAACUGUCUCAUUGCUUCUUGUUAAAAUGACAAGUCUUUUCUUUAUAAUAGGUCAAAAGAUUUAUAAAACUCUGUUCAGAAGCCGCCCAGCUGAGAGAAAUGAACUCUUUCAACCAGGGAGAAUGGUAAGCUAACCUUUUGUUUCGAUAGCUAGCUUAUCCAAAUUAACUGAAAAAUUUUUCAGCAUUAUGGCAAAUCACUCUCUCUGAUGGACUUUCUAUCUAUACACAGGCUUAUGUGUUUGAUGUUGAAGAUGAGUAUGCUGAAAGUGAUAUUCCUACAACCCUAAUCAGGAGCAAAGCAGACUGUCCUGGAAUUGAAGUAAGAUUAUUUAAAAUUUUUCUUCGUACGUUAUUUUUGUAGGGAUUUGAAACAUGCAAGACUGAACAUUGUGUUAUUGGGGUCCAUAGUAAUGUUGUCUAACAAAUGUAAAGACAAUAAAAAGCCUCGGGAAGAAAUACCGUAAAUCCUCUAUUAAGCCUCCCCUCUCAAAUAAGCCCCCCCUUUUCAGAGGAGGAAAGUUAAUAAGCCCCCCCUCUCUAUUAAGCCUCUCCCCCUCCCCCAAUCCUUAUUCUUCACAAAAAAAAUUAACAAUUAACAUGGACUGAUCAGUUAUGGUUUAUUCAGGCUGGAAGUUCAUAUUGUUUUUGGUCUUCGGCCGCAUGACCUCCAACUUCAUAUGCUUAACUUUCUCAACUUUGCGCUCUAGUUCUCUGUGGAGAAUUGUCACCAUUUUCUUAUCGUUAGACAAAGCAGUAUACCGCCCGGGAACAACAAGUUUGUCCUCAAGAAACCUUGCUCCUGUCGAUGAAAAUUCUAAGCUGCAACCUUCACGACAUAAAAAUUUAAGCAGCAGAAAUGAUAAUUCUAUAGCCAAAUAGUUCUUGAUCUUGAGAGCUGCUGGUAGACAGGCGGUAAAUGCCAACUGAAAAUGCCAACCACGGUAUUUUUGCUACAGGUGAUGCGUUUCGCUACAUUAAAUAAGCCCCCCCUCAAAAUUGCUUGAAAAAAAUAAGCCCCCCCGGGGGGCUUAAUAGAGGGUUUACAGUACGUUGGGUUCUUCCCUAUGAAAAAACUAUUUCUUGUUGUUGUGACAGUUUUAUUUCUCUGUUUAUUGCAGACCCAAGCGACACUAACUACAAAUGACAUUGUUAUCAACAAACUGACUCAGAUUUUACUGUACUUACGUCAAGGAACAAGAGGAGGGAAGAAGGUUAAGAAAAAGGAGAAAGGUAGAUGUACUUAGUUAUGCUAAAAUGAACUUGUUAGUAUUAAUAUUAUAUGUUGCACAGCACUGUAGGCAAUUGAAAUCUUGUUUUAGGGAAAUCUAGUAUUCACCUUUUCAAGUUUCCUUUGUCUAAUAGCAAUGGCCUGCUUGAUGCUGUGCUUGAUGGUGUGAUUUAAACUUCAAUAUUGUGAACAAAGAACUAUUAAACCUACCAUCCUGGACAAAAGUCCUUUGGACAGUACUACAGUAUUCAUAUUUUUCUGUCAUUUCACGGUUCCCUCUUAAAACAGCACAUUCUUUUUGAAAUUUUCUUGCAGUUCUCCCUCCCCCCACCCCAUACAAAGUUGAAACUCGAAAAAGAUUUUGGAUACACGCAUCCAACAUUGUUUGUGGGAUGAGGGGAGGGGUUGGAGCUGUGUGAAUUGGAAAACGCCCAAGACUUUGGUCCAUGAUUGUAGAUAGAAAAGAAGCCUUUGAGGACUAUAAGAACAUCUUUUUAUGAAAAACGCAGAAUUAGAAUUUUUCCAAAGGGAUUAGUCCAUCGUUUUUGUCUAAACUUUCAGAUUUGUUAGACCUUGAUUUUUAUGCAAAAUGGGGACGUUCUAGUUAAAGAACAACCUUUCUGUAAUCGUUUGUAAGCCAGUGUAACCCCUUGUAACCCCCUGUAACCCUUUGUCACCCCCUGUAACCCCUUGUCACCCCCUGUAACCUCUUGUAACCCCCUGUAACCCCUUGUAACUCCUUGUCACCCCCUGUAACCCCUUGUCAUCCCCUGUAACCCUGUGUAAUCCCUUGUCAUCCCCUGUAACCCCUUGUCACCCCCUGUAACCCCUUGUCAUCCCUUGUAACCCGCUGUAACCCCUUGUCACCCCCUGUAACCCCUUGUCAUCCCCUGUAGCCCCUUGUAACCCCCUGUAACCCCUUGUAACCCCUUGUAACCCCCUGUAACCCCUUGUCACCCCCUGUAACCCCUUGUCACCCCCUGUAACCCCUUGUCACCCCUGUCACCCCCUGUAACCCCUUGUCACCCCCUGUAACCCCUUGUAACCCCCUGUAACCCCUUGUAACUCCUUGUCACCCCCUGUAACCCCUUGUCAUCCCCCGUAACCCUGUGUAAUCCCAUGUCAUCCCCUGUAACCCCUUGUCACCCCCUGUAACCCCCUGUAACCCCUUGUCAUCCCUUGUCAUCCCUUGUCACCCCCUGUAACCCCUUGUCAUCCCCUGUAGCCCCUUGUAACCCUCUGUAACCCCUUGUAAUCCCUUGUAACCCCCUGUAACCCGAUGUCACCCCCUGUAACCCCUUGUCACCCCCUGUAGCCCCUUGUCACCCCCUGUAACCCCGUGUAACCCCCUGUAACCCCUUGUCACCCCCUGUAACCCCUUGUAACCCCCUGUAACCCCUUGUAACCCCUUGUCACCCCUUGUAACCCCUUGUCAUCCCCCUGUAACCCCUGUGUAAUCCCAUGUAAUCCCCUGUAACCCCUUGUCACCCCUGUAACCCCUUGUAAUCCCCCGUAACCCCUUGUCACCCCCUGUAACCCCUUGUCAUCCCCUGUAGCCCCUUGUAACCCUCUGUAACCCCUUGUAAUCCCUUGUAACCCCCUGUAACCCCCUGUCACCCCCUGUAACCCCUUGUCACCCCCUGUAGCCCCUUGUCACCCCCUGUAACCCCGUGUAACCCCCUGUAACCCCUUGUCACCCCCUGUAACCUCUUGUAACCCCCUGUAACCCCUUGUAACUCCUUGUCACCCCCUGUAACCCCUUGUCAUCCCCCGUAACCCUGUGUAAUCCCAUGUCAUCCCCUGCAACCCCUUGUCACCCCCUGUAACCCCUUGUAACCCCUUGUCAUCCCUUGUCAUCCCUUGUCAUCCCUUGUAACCCCCUGUAACCCCUUGUCACACCCUGUAACCCCUUGUCAUCCCCUGUAGCCCCUUGUAACCCUCUGUAACCCCUUCUAACCCCUUGUAACCCCCUGUAACCCAAUGUCACCCCCUGUAACCCCAUGUCACCCCCUGUAACCCCUUGUAACCCCCUGUAACCCCUUGUCACCCCCUGUAGCCCCUUGUCACACCCUGUAACCCCCUGUAACCCCUUGUCACCUCCUGUAACCUCUUGUAACCCCCUGUAACCCCUUGUAACUCCUUGUCACCCACUGUAACCCCUUGUCAUCCCCCGUAACCCUGUGUAAUCCCAUGUCACCCCCUGUAACCCCUUGUAACCCCCUGUAACCCCUUGUCAUCCCUUGUAACCCCCUGUAACCCCUUGUCACCCCCUGUAACCCCUUGUCAUCCCCUGUAGCCCCUUGUAACCCUCUGUAACCCCUUCUAACCCCUUGUAACCCCCUGUAACCCCAUGUCACCCCCUGUAACCCCUUGUCACCCCCUGUAACCCCUUGUCACCCCCUGUAACCCCUUGUCACCCCCUGUAACCCCCUGUAACCCCUUGUCACCCCCUGUAACCCCUUGUCACCCCCUGUAACCUCUUGUAACCCCCUGUAACCCCUUGUAACUCCUUGUCACCCCCUGUAACCCCUUGUCAUCACCUGUAACCCUUUGUAAUCCCUUGUCAUCCCCUGUAACCCCUUGUAACCCCCUGUAACCCCUUGUCACCCCCUGUAACCCCUUGUCACCCCCUGUAACCCCUUGUAACCCCCUGUAACCCCUUGUAACUCCUUGUCACCCCCUGUAACCCCUUGUUAUCCCCCGUAACCCUGUGUAAUCCCUUGUCAUCCCCUGUAACCCCUUGUAACCCUGUGUCACCCACUGUAACCCUUUGUCACCCCCUGUAACCCCUUGUCACCCCCUGUAACCCCUUGUAACCCCUUGUCACCCCCUGUAACCCCUUGUAACCCCCUGUAACCCCUUGUAACCCCUUGUCACCCCCUGUAACCCCUUGUCAUCCCCUGUAACCCUGUGUAAUCCCUUGUCAUCCCCUGUAACCCCUUGUCACCCCCUGUAACCCCUUGUCAUCCCUUGUAACCCCCUGUAACCCCUUGUCACCCCCUGUAACCCCUUGUCAUCCCCUGUAGCCCCUUGUAACCCCUCUGUAACCCCUUGUAACCCCUUGUAACCCCCUGUCACCCCCUGUAACCCCUUGUCACCCCCUGUAACCCCUUGUCACCCCCUGUAACCCCUUGUAACCCCCUGUAACCCCUUGUAACCCCUGUAACCCCUUGUAACCCCCUGUAACCCCCUGUAACCCCUUGUAACCCCUUGUAACCCCUUGUAACCCCACCCCCUGUAACCCCCUUGUAACCCCUUGUAACCCUUGUAACCCCUUGUCACCCCCCUUGUAACCCCUUGUCAACCCUUGUAACCCCAUCCCCUGUAACCCCUUGUAAUCCCUUGUCAUGUCACCCCCUGUAACCCCUUUUGUAACCCCCUUUGUAACCCCCCCUUGUCAUCCCCUGUUUUGUGUAACCCCUUGUAACCCCUUGUAACCCCUGUAACCCCUUGUCACCCCUGUAACCCCUUGCCCCUUGUAACCCCCCUGUAACCCCUUGUCACCCCCUGUAACCCCUUGUCACCCCCUGUAACCCCUUGUCACCCCCUGUAACCUCUUGUAACCCCUGUAACUCCUUGUCACCCCCUGUAACCCCUUGUCAUCCCCUGUAACCCUGUGUAAUCCCUUGUCAUCCCCUCUAACCCUUUGUCACCCCUUGUAACCCCCUAUAAACCCUUGUCACCCCCUGUAACCCCUUGUCAUCCCCUGUAGCCCCCUGUAACCCCUUGUAAUCCGUUGUAACCCCCUGUAACCCCUUGUAACCCCCUGUAACCCCAUGUCACCCCCUGUAACCCCAUGUCACCCCUGUAACCCUUGUCACCCCUGUAACCCCUUUGUACCCCCCUUGUAACCCCUGUAACCCCUUUGUAACCCCUUUUGUCAUCCCUUGUAACCCCUGUAACCCCUUGUCACCCCUGUAACCCCUUGUCAUCCCCCUGUAGCCCCUGUAACCCCUUGUAAUCCGUUGUAACCCCUGUAACCCCUUGUAACCCCCUGUAACCCCAUGUCACCCCUGUAACCCCAUGUCACCCCUGUAACCCCUUGUCACCCCUGUAACCCCUUGUAACCCCUUGUCAUCCCCUUGUAACCCCUGGAACCCCUUUGUCACCCCUGUAACCCCUUGUCACCCUGUAGCCCGUUGUAACCCUCUGUAACCCCUUGUAACCCCUUGUAACCCCCUGUAACCCCUUGUCACCCCCCCUGUAACCCCUUGUCACCCCUUGUAGCCCCUUGUCACCCCCUGUACCCCCCCCCCAGAUAAACCCCUGUAACCCCUUGUCCCCCCUGUAACCCCUUGUCAUCCCCCCCUGUACCCCCUUGUCACCCCUGUAACCUCUUUAACCCCUGAAACUCCUUGUCACCCCUGUAACCCCUUGUCAUCCCCUGUAACCCUGUGUAAUCCCUUGUCAUCCCCUGUAACCCCUUGUCACCCCUUGUAACCCCCUGUAACCCCUUGUCACCCCCUGUAACCCCUUGUCAUCGCCUGUAGCCGCUUGCAACCCUCUGUAACCCCUUGUAAUCCGUUGUAACCCGCUGUAACCCCAUGUCACCCCCUGUAACCCCUUGUCACCCCCUGUAGCUCCUUGUCACCCCCUGUAACCCCGUGUAACCCCCUGUAACCCCUUGUCACCCCCUGUAACCCCUUGUCACCCCCUGUAACCCCUUGUAACCCCUUGUAACCCCCUGUAACCCCUUGUCACCCCUGUAACCCCUUGUAACCCCUGUAACCCCUUGUAACCUUUUGUAACCCCUUGUAACCCUGUAACCCUUGUCACCCCUUGUAACCCCUUGUCAUCCCCUGUAACCCUGUGUAAUCCCAUGUCAUCCCCUGUAACCCCUUGUCACCCCUGUAACCCCUUGUAACCCCUUGUCAUCCCCUUGUAACCCCCUCUAACCCCUUUGUCACACCCCUGUAACCCCUUGUCAUCCCCUGUAGCCCCUUGUAACACCCCUUGUAACCCCUUUUGUAACCCCCUGUAACCCCAUGUCACCCCUAUAACCCCAUGUCACCCCCUGUAACCCCUUUUGUCACCCCUGUAACCCCUUGUCACCCCCUGUAGCCCCUUGUCACCCCCUGUCACCCCCUGUAACCCCUUGUCACCCCCUGUAACCCCUUGUCACCCCCUGUAACCCCUUGUAACCCCCUGUAACCCCUUGUCAUCCCCUGUAACCCCUUCUCACCCCCUUUAACCCCUUGUAACCCCUUGUCAUCCCUUGUAACCCCUUGUAAGGCCUUGUCAUCCCCUGCAACCCCUUGUCAUCCUCUGUAGCCCCUUGUAACCCUCUGUAACCCCUUCUAACCCCUUGUAAUCCCCUGUAACCCCAUGUCACCCCCUUUAACCCCCUGUAACCCCUUGUCACCCCCUAUAACCCCUUGUAACCCCUUGUAACCUCUUGUAACCCCCUGUAACCCCUUGUAACUCCUUGUCACCCCCUGUAACCCCUUGUCAUCCCCCGUAACCCUGUGUAAUCCCUUGUCAUCCCCUGUAACCCCUUGUCACCCCUGUAACCUGAACCCCUUGUAACCCCCCUUGUCAUCCCUUGUAACCCCUGUAACCCCUUUGUCACACCCUGUAACCCCUUGUCAUCCCCUGUAGCCCCUUGUAACCCUCUGUAACCCCUUGUAACCCCCUGUAACCCCAUGUCACCCCCUGUAACCCCCUGUCACCCCCUGUAACCCCUUGUCACCCCCUGUAACCCCUUGUCACCCCCUGUAACCCCUUGUCAUCCCCCGUAACCCUGUGUAAUCCCUUGUCAUCCCCUGUAACCCCUUGUCACCCCCUCUAACCCCUUGUAACCCCUUGUCACCCCUUGUCAUCCCUUGUAACCCCUUGUCAUCCCUUGUAACCCCUCUAACCCCUUGUCACACCCUGCAACCCCUUGUCAUCCCCUGUACCCCCUUGUAACCCUCUGUAACCCCUUCUAACCCCUUGUAACCCCCCCAGAACCCCAUGUCACCCCUGUAACCCCAUCUCCCCCCCUGUAACCCCUUGUCACCCCCUGUAGCCCCUUGUCACCCCCUGUAACCCCUUGUCACCCCCUGUAACCUCUUGUAACCCCCUGUAACCCCUUGUAACUCCUUGUCACCCGCUGUAACCCCUUGUCAUCCCCCGUAACCCUGUGGAAUCCCUCGUCAUCCCUUGUAACCCCCUGUAACCCCUUGUCACUCCCUGUAACCCCUUGUCAUCCCCUGUAACCUCUUGUAACCCCUUGUAACUCCUUGUCACCCGCUGUAACCCCUUGUCAUCCCCCAUAACCCUGUGUAAUCCCUUGUAAUCCCCUGUAACCCCUUGUAACCCUGUGUCACCCACUGUAACCCUUUGUCACCCCCUUUAACCUCUUGUAACCCCCUGUAACUCCUUGUCACCCCUUGUAACCCCUUGUCAUCCCCUGUAACCCUGUGUAAUCCCUUGUCAUCCCCUGUAACCCCUUGUCACCCCCUGUAACCCCUUGUCGUCCCUUGUAACCCCCUGUAAUCCCUUGUCAUCCCCUGUAACCCUAUGUAAUCCCUUGUCAUCCCCUCUAACCCCUUGUCACCCCUUGUAACCCCCUAUAAACCCUUGUCACCCCCUGUAACCCCUUGUCAUCCUCUGUAGCCCCUUGUAACCCUCUGUAACCCCUUGUAAUCCGUUGUAACCCCCUGUAACCCCUGGUCACCCCCUGUAACCCGUGGUCACCCCCUGUAACCCCUUGUCACCCCCUGUAGCCCCUUGUCACCCCCUGUAACCCCCUGUAACCUUCUGUAACUCCUUGUCAUCCCCGGUAACCCUGUGUAAUCCCUUGUCAUCCCCUGUAACCCCUUGUAACCCCUUGUAACCCCCUGUAACCCCUUGUCACUCCCUGUAACCCCUUGUCACCCCCUGUAACCUCUUGUAACCCCCUGUAACCCCUUGUAACUCCUUGUCACCCCCUGUAACCCCUUGUCAUCCCCCAUAACCCUGUGUAAUCCCUUGUCAUCCCCUGUAACCCCUUGUAACCCUGUGUCACCCACUGUAACCCUUUGUCACCCCCUGUAACCCCUUGUCACCCCCUGUGACCUCUUGUAACCCCCUGUAACCCCCUGUAACUCCUUUUCACCCCUUGAAGCCCCUUGUCAUCCCCUGUAACCCUGUGUAAUCCCUUGUCAUCCCCUGUAACCCCUUGUCACCCCCUGUAACCCCUUCUAACCCCUUGUCAUUCUUUGUAACCUUCUGUAAACCCUUGUAACCCCCUGUAACCACGUGUAACCUUCUGUAACCCCUUGUCAUCCCCUGUAACCCCUUGUAACUCCUUGUCACCCCCUGUAACCCCUUGUCACCCCCUGUAUCCUCUUGUAACCCCCUGUAACCCCUUGUAACUCCUUGUCCCCCUGUAACCCCUUGUCAUCCCUUGUAACCCUGUGUAAUCCCUUGUGACCCCCUGUAACCCUUGUCACCCCUGUAACCCCUUGUAACCCCUUGUCAUCCCUUGUAACCCCUAACCCCUAACCCCUUGUCACCCCUGUAACCCCUUGUCAUCCCCUGUAAGUCCCCUUGUAACCUCUGUAACCCCUGUAACCCCUGUAAUGUCACCCCUGUAACCCCUUGUCACCCCCUGUAACCCCUUGUCACCCCCUGUAACCCCUUGUCACCCCUUGUAUCCCCCCUUGUCACCCCCUGUAACCCCUUGUAACCCCCUGUAAACCCCUUGUAACCCCUGUAACCCUUCACCCCUAACCCCUGUAACCCCCUUGUCAUCCCCUGUAACCCCCUGUAACCCCUUGUCAUCCCCUGUAACCCCCUUUGUCACCCCUUGUAACCCCCCCUGUAAUAACCCCUUGUCACCCCUGUAACCCCUUGUAACCCCCCCUGUAACCCCUUGUAACCCUUGUAACCCCUUGUAAUCCCUUUGUCACCCCCCUGUUGUAACCCCUGUAACCCCCCCUGUAACCCCUUGUCACCCCCUGUAACCCCUUGUCACCCCCCCCAACCCCUUGUCACCCCCCUGUAACCCCUUGUAACCCCCUGUAACCCCUUGUCACCCCCUUUAAACCCCUUGUCACCCCUGUAACCCCUUUUGUAACCCCUUGUAACCCCUGUAACCCCUUGUCACCCCCUGUAACCCUUGUAACCCCUUGUAACCCUUGUAUCCCCUUGUCACCCCUGUAACCCCUUGUCACUGUAACCCCUGUAACCCCUGUAACCCUUGUCACCCCUUGUAACCCCUGUAACCCCCUUGUCCUGUAACCCCCUGUAACCCCUUUUGUCAUCCCCUGUAAGCCCCUUGUAACCCCUGUAACCCCUUGUCCCCCCUUGUAACCCCUGUAACCCUUGUCACCCCUGUAACCCUUGUAACCCCUGUAACCCCUUGUCACCCCCUGUAACCCCUUGUCACCCCCUGUAACCCCUCACCCUUGUAACCCCCUGUAACCCCCCCCUUUUGUAACCCCUUGUCACCCCUGUAACCCCUUGUCAUCCCCUGUAACCCCUUGUAAUCCCAUGUUGUCACCCCCUGUAACCCCUUGUCACCCCCUGUAACCCCUUGUAACCCCUUGUCACCCCCUGUAACCCCCUGUAACCCCUUGUCACCCCCUGUAACCCCUUGUCACCCCCUGUAACCCCUUGUAACCCCCCCUUGUAACCCCCUUGUAACCCCUUGUCACCCCUGUAACCCCUUGUCACCCCCCCCUGUAACCCCUUGUCUUAAAACCCCUUGUAACCCCUUGUCACCCCUUGUCACCCCUGUAACCCCUUGUAACCCCUGUAACCCCUGUAACCCCUUGUAACCCCCUUGUCACCCCUGUAACCCCUCUUGUAACCCCUGUAACCCCUUGUAACCCCUUGUCACCCCUGUAACCCUUUGUAACCCUUUGUCACCCCCUGUAACCCCUUGUAACCCCUUGUAACCCCCCUGUAACCCCUUGUCACCCCCUGUAACCCCUUGUCACCCCCCCCCUGUAACCUCUUGUAACCCCUAACCCUCUAACCCCUUGUAACUCCUUGUCACCCCUGUAACCCCUUGUCAUCCCCCGUAACCCUGUGUAAUCCCUUGUCAUCCCCUGUAACCCCUUGUAACCCUGUGUCACCCACUGUAACCCUUUGUCACCCCCUGUAACCCCUUGUCACCCCCUGUAACCCCUUGUAACCCCCUGUAACCCCUUGUAACUCCUUGUCACCCCCUGUAACCCCUUGUCAUCCCCUGUAACCCUGUGUAAUCCCUUGUCAUCCCCUGUAACCCCUUGUCACCCCCUGUAACCCCUUGUUGUCCCCUUGUAAUCCCUUGUAACCCCCCUGUAACCCCUUUGUCACCCCCUGUAACCCCAUUAACCAAAUGUAACCCCCCGUCUGUAAUUGUUGCCCUUGAAAACCCUUUGUUAUCCCCAUUGUAACCCCUUGUGUUUUGUAGGCCCCUGUUGAUAAUAACCCCCCUGUAUCCUGUCACAUCCUAUCCUAUCCUGUAACCCCUUGUCACCCCUGUAACCCCCUUGUCAUCCCCUGUAUCCCUGUGUAACCCCUUGUCAACCCCUGUAACCUUGUUUGUAACCCCUUGUAACCCUGUAACCCCUUGUCACCCCCUGUAACCUUUGUUUUGUCAUCCCCUGUAACCCCUUGUAACCCCUGUAACCCUUGUAACCCCUUGUAACCCCUGUAACCUUAUGUAACCCCUGUACCCCCCCCUUUGUCACCCCCCUUGUAACCCCCUGUAACCCCUUUGUCACCCCCUGUAACCCCCUGUAACCCCUUGUCACCCCUGUAACCCCUUAACCCCUUGUAACCCCCUGAAACCCUUGUUGUAACUCCUUGUCACCCCCUGUAACCCCUUGUAAUUGUAACCCUUUUUGUAACCCUUGAACCCCUUGUGUAAUCCCCCCCCCUUGUCACCCCUUGUGUAACCCCUGUAACCCCCUCUUGUAACCCUUGUUUGUAACCCCCUGUAACCCUCUUGUCCCCCCCCUGUAACCCUUGUUUGUUUUGUAACCCCUUUUUGUAACCCCUUGUAACCCCUUGUCACCCCUGUAACCCCUUGUCACCCCCUGUAACCUCUUGUAACCCCCUGUAACCCCUUGUAACUCCUUGUCACCCCCUGUAACCCCUUGUCAUCCCCCAUAACCCUGUGUAAUCCGUUGUCAUCCCCCGUAACCCCUUGUAACCCUGUGUCACCCACUCUAACCCUUUGUCACCCCCUCUAACCCCUUGUCACCCCCUGUGACCUCUUGUAACCCCCUGUAACUCCUUUUCACCCCUUGAAGCCCCUUGUCAUCCCCUGUAACCCUGUGUAAUCCCUUGUCAUCCCCUGUAACCCCUUGUCACCCCCUGUAACCCCUUGUAACCCCUUGCCAUCCCUUGUAACCCCCUGUAACCCCUUGUCACCCCCUGUAACCCCAUUUUACAAAUGUACACGUCUGUAAUUGUUGCACGAAAAUCUUUGUUAUCAUUGUAAACACAUGUGUUUGUAGGCGCUCUGUUGAUAAUAAAGCACUUAUCCUGUCCUAUCCUAUCCUAUCCUGUAACUCCUUGUCACCCCCUGUAACCCCUUGUCAUCCCCCGUAUCCCUGUGUAAUCCCAUGUCAUCCCCUGUAACCCCUUGUCAUCCCUUGUAACCCCCUGUAACCCCUUGUCACCCCCUGUAACCCCUUGUCAUCCCCUGUAGCCCCGUGUAACCCUCUCUAACCCCUUCUAACCCCUUCUAACCCCGUGUAACCCCUGUCAACCCUGUAACCCCUUGUAACCCCUUGUUGUAACCCCCUGUAACCCCUUGUCACCCCCUGUCAGCCCCUGUCACCCCUGUAACCCCUGUGUAACCCCUUGUAACCCCUUGUCACCCCUGUAACCCCUUGUAACCCCUGUAACCCCUUGUAACCCUUGUCUGUAACCCCUUGUCACCCCUGUAACCCCUUGUAAUCCCUUGUAACCCCUUGUCACCCCUCUUGUCAUCCUUGUAACCCCUUGUAACCCCCUGUAACCCCCUGUAACCCGUUGUCACCCCCUGUAACCUCUUGUCACCCCCUGUAACCCCCCCUUGUCACCCCCCCCUUGUAACCCCUUGUCACUCCCUGUAACCCCUUGUCACCCCUUGUAACCCCUUGUAACCCCUGUAACCCCCCCCUUGUAACCCCUUGUAACCCUUGUCACCCCUGUAACCCCUUGUCAUCCCCUGUAACCCUGUGUAAUCCCUUGUCAUCCCCUGUAACCCCUUGUAACCCUGUGUCACCCCUGUAACCCCUUUGUAACCCCUUUGUCACCCCUGUAACCCCUUUGUCACCCCUGUAACCCCUUGUAAUCCCCCCCCCCUGUAACCCCUGUACCCCUCCUUUUCACCCCUUGUAACCCCUUGUCAUCCCCUGUAACCCUGUGUAAUCCCUUGUCAUCCCCUUGUAACCCCUUGUCACCCCUGUAACCCCUUGUCAUCCCUUUUGUAACCCCUUUGUCAUCCCUUUUGUAACCCCUGUAACCCCUUGUAACCCCCUGUAACCCCUUGUCACCCCUGUACCCCCUUUGUAACCCCUGUAACCCCUUGUCACCCCCCUGUAACCCCAUGUCACCCCCUGUAACCCCUUUUCACCCCUGUAACCCCUUGUCACCCCCUAACCCCUUGUCACCCCCCCUGUAACCCCUUGUCACCCCCUGUAACCCUUAGAACCCUUGUCACCCCCUGUAACCCCUUGUCCCCCCUUUAGCCCCCCCCUGUAACCCCUUUGUCACCCCUGUAACCCCUUGUCACCCCCUGUAACCCCUUGUCAUAACCCCUUGUAACCCCCUGUAACUUGUAACCCUUGUCACCCCUGUAACCCCUUGUCAUUGUAAUCCCCUUGUAACCCCUUGUCACCCCCUGUAACCCUUGUCACCCCCCUGUCACCCCUGUAACCCCUUGUAACCCCCUGUAACCCCUUGUCACCCCCUGUCACCCCUGUAACCCCUUGUAACCCCAUGUCACCCCCUGUAACCCCUUGUCACCCCCUGUAACCCCUUGUCACCCCUGUAACCCUUGUCCCCCUUGUAACCCCUUGUAACCCUGUUGUAACCCCUUGUAACCCUUGUAACCCCUGUAACCCCCUUGUAACCCCUUGUAACCCCUUGUCACCCCCUGUAACCCCUUGUCACCCUUUGUAACUCCUUGUAAUUCCUUGUCACCCCUGUAACCCCUUGUUACCCUUUCUAACCCCUUGUAACCCCUUGUCACCCCCUGUACCCCCUUGUAACCCCUUGUCACCCCUUUGUAACCCCCUUGUCCCCUGUAACCCCUUGUCACCCCCUGUAACCCCUUGUCACCCCCUUGUAACCCCUUGUGUCACCCCUGUAACCCCUUGUCCCCCCCUUGUAACCUUUUGUAACCUGUAACCCUUGUCAUCCCCUGUAACCCCUUGUAACCCCUGUAACCCCUUGUAACCCUUGUCACCCCCCCUUGUAACCCCUUGUCAACCCCUUGUAACCCCUUGUACCCCCCUUGUAACCCCUUGUCACCCCUUGUAACCCCCCUGUAACCCUGUGUUUGUCAUCAUCCCCCCCCUUGUAACCCUGUGUAACCCCUUGUCAUCCCCUGUAACCCCUUGUCACCCCCUGUAACCCCUUCUAACCCCAUGUCACCCCUUGUAACCCCCUGUAACCCCCUUGUCACCCCUGUAACCCCUUGUCAUCCCCUGUAACCCUUGUAACCCCCUGUAACCCCUGUAACCCCUUGUCACCCCCUGUAACCCCCCCUGUGUAACCCCUUGUCAUAACCCUUGUCACCCCUGUAACCUUUUUUUGUAACCCCUUGUAACCCCUUUGUAACCCUUUGUCCCCUUAACCUUUUGUCACCCCCUGUAACCCCUUGUAACCCCCCCUGUAACCCCUUGUAACCCCUUGUAACCCCUUGUAACCCCUUGUAACCCCUUGUAACCCCCUGUAACCCCUUGUCACCCCUUUGUAACCCCUUGUAACCCCUUUGUCCCUUGUAACCCCUGUAACCCCUUGUAACCCCUUGUAACCCCCUUGUAACCCCUUGUAACCCCCUGUAACCCCUUGUCACCCCCUGUAACCCUUGUAACCCACCCCCUGUAACCCCUUGUAACCCCCCCUUGUCAACCCCCUGUAACCCCUUGUCAUCCCCCUGUAACCCCUUGUGUGUAACCCCUUGUAUCCCCUUGUCACCCCUUGUAACCCCUUGUAACCCUGUGUCACCAACUGUAACCCCUUGUCACCCCCCCCUUGUAACCCCUUAACCCCCCUUGUAACCCCUUGUAACCCUUGUCUUGUAACCCCUUGUAACCCUUUGUAAUCCCCCUUGUACCCCCCUGUAACCCCUUGUAACCCCCUGUAACCCCUUGUCACCCCCCCUUGUCACCCCUUGUAACCCCUUUUGUAACCCCUUGUAACCGUUGUAACCCUUGUAAUUCCUUGUCACCCCCUGUAACCCCUUGUAACCCCCUGUAACCCCCUUGUAACCCUUGUAACCCCCUGUAACCCUUGUCAUCCCCUGUAACCCCUUGUAACCCCUUGUAACCCCCUGUAACCCCUUGUCACCCCUGUAACCCCUUGUAACCCCUGUAACCCUUUGUAACCCCCUGUAACCCCUUGUAACCCUUGUUGUAACCCCUUGUCACCCCCCUGUAACCCCUUGUAACCCUUGUAACCCCUUGUCCCCCUGUAACCCCUUGUGUAACCCCUGUAACCCCUUGUAACCCCCUUGUCACCCCCCCCUGUAACCCCUUGUCACCCCCUGUAACCCCUUGUAACCCCCCCCUUUGUAACCCCUGUAACCCCUUAAAAACCCCUUGUAACCCCUUGUAACCCCCCCUGUAACCCCUUGUAACCCUUGUCAUCCCCUGUAACCCCCCCUUGUAACCCCCUGUAACCCCUUUACCCCACCCCUGUAACCCCUUGUAACCCCUUGUAACCCCUGUAACCCCUUUUGUCACCCCCUGUAACCCCUUUGUAACCCUGUGUACCCCCUUGUAACCCUUGUAACCCCUUGUCACCCCUUGUAACCCCCUUGUAACCCCUUGUAACCCCUGUAACCCCUUGUAACCCCCCCCUUGUAACCCCCUUGUAACCCUUUGUAACCCCCCUUGUAACCCCUUGUAACCCCUUGUCACCCCUGUAACCCCUUGUAACCCCUUGUAACCCCUUUGUAACCCCUUGUUGUAACCCCUUGUCACCCCUUGUCACCCCUUGUAACCCCUUGUAACCCUUGUUGUAACCCCUUGUGUAACCCUUGUAACCCCUUGUAUCCCCCCUUGUAACCCCUUGUAACCCCUGUAACCCCUUGUACCCCCUUGUAACCCCUGUGUAACCCCUUGUUUGUAAACCCUUGUAACCCCUUGUCACCCCCUGUAACCCCUUGUAACCCUUGUAACCCCUUUUGUCCCCCCCUGUACCCCCCCUUGUAACCCCUUGUAACCCCUUGUAACCCCUUGUAACCCCUGUAACCCCUUGUAAUCCCCCCUUGUAACCCCUUGUAACCCCUUGUCACCCCCCCUUGUAACCCCUUGUAAACCCCUUGUAACCCCCUGUAACCCCUUGUAACCCCUUGUACCCCUUGUCACCCCCCCUGUAACCCCUUGUCCCCUUUGUAACCCCUUGUCCCCUGUAACCCCUUGUAACCCCUUGUAACCCCUGUAACCCCUUGUCAUCCCCUGUAACCCCUUGUUUGUCACCCCUGUAACCCCUUGUUGUACCCCUUUGUAACCCCCUGUAACCCCUUGUAACCCCUUGUAACCCCUUGUAACCCCUUGUAAUCCCCUGUAACCCCUGUAACCCCUUGUCACCCCCUGUAACCCCUUGUCACCCCUGUAACCCUUGUAACCCCUUGUAACCCCUGUGUCCCUUGUAACCCCUUGUAACCUUUGUAACCCCUGUAACCCCUUGUCACCCCUUGUAACCCCUUUGUAACCCUGUGUAACCCCCUGUAACCCCUUGUAACCCCUUUGUAACCCCUUGUAACCCCUGUAACCCUUGUAACCCCUUGUAACCCCUUGUAACCCCUUGUAACCCCUUGUAACCCCUUGUACCCCCCCUUGUUCAUCCUUUGUACCCCUUGUUGUAACCCCCCCUUGUAACCCCUUGUACCCCCUGUAACCCCUUGUCACCCCCCCUGUAACCCCUUGUAACCCCUGUAACCCUUGUAACCCCUUGUAACCCCUUGUAACCCCUUGUAACCCCUUGUAACCCUGUAACCCCUUGUAACCCCCUGCCCUUUGUCCCCUUGUAACCCUUGUAACCCCUUUGUAACCCUUGUAACCCUUGUAACCCUUUGUAACCCCCUGUAACCCCUGUAACCCCUUGUAACCCCUGUAACCCCUUGUCACCCCCUGUAACCCCUUUGUCACCCCCUGUAACCCUGUAACCCCUUUGUCACCCCCUGUAACCCCUUGUAACCCCUUGUAACCCCUGUAACCCCUUGUCACCCCUGUAACCCCCUGUAACCCCUUGUAACCCCCUUGUAACCCUGUGUACCCCUUGUCAUCCCCUGUACCCCUUGUAACCCCUUGUACCCCCUGUAACCCUUUUUGUCACCCCCUGUAACCCUUGUAACCCCCCCCCUGUAACCCCUUGUCACCUUGUAACCCCUUGUAACCCCUUGUCAUCCCCCCCCUUGUAACCCCUGUAACCCCUUGUAACCCCCUGUAACCCCUUGUAAACCCCUUGUCCCCUUGUAACCCCUGUAACCCCUGUAACCCCUUGUAACCCCUUGUAACCCCUUUGUAACCCUUGUAACCCCUUGUACCCCCUGUAACCCCUUGUAACCCUUGUCAUCCCCUGUAACCCUUGUCAACCCCUGUAACCCUUGUGUAACCCUUGUCACCCCUUGUAACCCCUUGUAACCCUGUAACCCCUUGUAACCCCUGUAACCCCUUGUAACCCUCUGUCACCCCCCCUUGUAACCCCUUGUAAACCCCUGUAACCCCCUUGUACCCCCUGUAACCCUUGUCCCCCCCCCUAGCCCCUGUAACCCCCUUGGAACCCUCUGUCAUCCUUUUGUGUAACCCCUUUUCACCCCCUGUAACCCCUUGUCACCCCCUCUAACCCCUUGUAACCCCCUGUAACCCCUUGUCACCCCCUGUAACCUCUUGUAACCCGUUGUCACCCCCUGUAACCCCCCCUUGUAACCCCCCUGUAACCCCUUGUACCCCUUGUACCGUGUAUUCGAUUAACCCCUGUAACCCCAUGUAAUUGCUUUUUUUUUGACCUUGAGGGUGGCCUCUGUAUUCGAGGUUUUGUUACGCUUAUUAAAUUUUCACCAUUCUCAGUAACGCGUUGUAGUAUAUUUUGCAGCAAAAAGUAAAUGCUAAUUACAAAAAGUGAAAGAUGCAACAAAGCAAGGUUUCUGUAAAAUAGUGCUCUGAAAACUCCGUCUUAAAUCUCUUAUUACCCUCUUAUUGGAGUUUUUGUGGUUGGGGUGGGGUGUAACCUCUGUAGGCUGUGACCCUUUAUUCCUCUUUUUCUGUUUUUAGGAUGGGCCCUUAACCUCUUGUAACCCAGAAUAAAUCCUUUGUCACCCCCUGUAAUUUCUUGUCACCCCCUGUAACCUCUUGUAACCUCCUGUAACCUUUUGUAACCCCCUGUAACCCCUUGUCACCCCCCUGUAACCCCUUGUAACUCUCUGUAACCCCUUGUAACCCCUUGUCAUCCCCUGUAACCCCUUGUAACCCAGUGUUCUUGUCACCCCAUGUAACCCCUUGUGAUCCCCUGUAACCCCUUGUAACUCCCUGUAACCGUAACUCUUUGUCACCCCCUGUAACCCUUCGUAACCCCUGUAAUCCUUUGUAACCCCCUGAACCCCUUGUCACCCCCUGUAACCCGGUGUAACCCCUUGUAACCUCCUGUAACCCGUUGUCACCCCCUCUAACCCGUUGUCACCCCUUGUAACCCCAUGUAACCCCCUGUAACCUGUUGUAACGCUUUGUAACCCCCUGUCACCCCUUGUAACCCCCUGUAUUCCCAUGUAAUAGAUCAUGAAAAUAAAUUGUGAAAAAAUGAUUUCUCGAUGUUUUAUAUAGAAAAGAAGCCUUGAUGGACUAUAAAAACAUCGGUUUUUAAAAAGUUUCAGAAUUCAAAUUUUUCCAAAGGGGAUAGUCCAUGGUUUUGGUCCAAAAUUUGACAUGUUAUUAAUUUUUUUAUGCAAAAUCUUUUUAUUAAAAAAGUGCGAAAGUAGAAUUUUUUGAAAACUUUUAAAUAUAUUCUAAUGUAUUUAUAAUUUAUUAAGUUCCGCACGACGUUUGAAACCAAGUCAAGCUACUGCCGCAUAGCAGGGCAAGGCUUGCUGUGCUAAAGUCAAAUUUACUUCAAUCAGUUGAGUUUGGCACAACAGUAGCAUGAUGUUUGAAACAGGCCUAACUUGUACAUGUCAAAAGUUGAAAAAACCAUGGAAAGUUCUAUUCCCUGUAACCCGCAAACAAUUCAACUGCAUUUUUUAUUGAUGAUUAACAUGGAAUGGUAUGAAUCGUGGCCUUCAGGUAAAGAGAAAGACAAGAGUGAAAAGCAGGGACAGAAGAUACGUGGUCCUGGAGCUGAUGACAGGUACAUUUCCACAAAAAAAUAAUUAGUAUUCAAAUAUGUGAAUUAUUACCAAUUGUUAGAUUCAUUAUUUUAACUGUUAGCAGUCACAAUGAUAUUAUUGUGACGGCUAACAAUACUAUUGUGGGAAGCGUUUUACUGUAUUCUAUUCUUACAGUCUUAAGUAUUUUAUCAAUUUUGUUAUGGCUAUAUUUUUUCCAGUAUCUUUGGAGACAUUGGGGAUUAUGAUCCUACAGAGAGUACAAAAGAAUAUGAAAAGAAAGAAAAGGCGAAAGAAAGAGAGAGAGAAAAAGACAGGAAGAAAUCCAAGAGCUCCUCAAGCUACUUUGAUAAGUCAUCUGCAGGUGGAGAUGAAGAGGUUAGCACUAACACGCAGUUUGUUUUAAAAGUACCAAGUUGAAUGUGACAGUUUUUUUUCCAUUUUUGAUUUCAUUGCUGAUGUUUUUUUGGUUCUGCUCGUUCUUUGCAGGCACAGUUCAAUAAGAAAGGUGAGUUUGCGCACUUCCUCACACUAUGGUUAGAUAAUAAUACCACUCAAAGAAUGUAAACAAUAUGUUAAGUCUGUUUAUGCGCAGCUAAGUCAUUUCUUAAUCUGUGAUUGGUCAAUUUUGGUCAUUAAUAUCCUGUACAGAAUGGAGUCUAUCACACAAGUGCGAUCUAUCCAUCUAAUUGGCUUUUAGAGCCAGUAAAAUUCUAUGUCAGUCCCUCAUUUCUUGUACUAGAGAAAGAAUGAUUCUCUAUUAUCUACCGCUGCUGAACAGUUACAUGACUUUCUUUGCAUAUUUGUUCAAUCUUCUAAAUUUUAGAUGUUUCUGCUGAAGAGUUUGCCAAGUCAGUAACACAGACUUUUGCUAAAAAGGUAAGUUCUCCUCAAAGACAUAGCCACCAUAACUAACCCUUUUUUGCAGCAAGACAAACUAGACAGCUUCUACCACAUGUGUGUUAUUGAGCGACUGGUGUGGGCUGGUUUUGAGCAUUAUACCUACCUCAUCUAAAGUGUCACAAACUACCCUACUACAUUUUUUACAAGUGAAGGAAGGACAGGGGUCCUGCUUGUCUGAAAUAGUAUUUAGUCAAGAAAGUUAACAAAUCAGUUUUUUGUACAACAACAAUCAGAAGGCAUGUGCAAUAAAUUUCUUGAUGUCUUUUCCCAAGAUUCUCAUUUCUCAAUAAGUCAAAAGAAGAUCGGGGAGCAACACUGGCAUUGCAGUUGUUCUCAAGCAAAAAUGUCAAUGCCAAAUUUAAUUGGCUGGGAGAUAAUUUUAAUUGAAACUUCGAAGCAUAUUGAAAUUUAUCAGUUGAAAUACACGUAAUGUUAUCAGCUGUCCAAUCAGUUGAAAAACCAUUCUUUUUGUAAAUGAAAUCUGAAUGAAAAUUUGUAUAUUUUUUGGUUAUUAUUUGUAUUGUCUUUGCAGCACCACAUGGAGGAGAGGGCUGCAUGGGAUUCAGUUGACCCCAAGUAUCCUUUGAAAUAGUGCUUGCAUUAGCCUUACACUUAAAGUGGUUUGUGGGAAAAAACCUACAGACAUGUACAUGUAACUUUAACAUAAUACUACAAAUUAUUAUCUCCGCCUUCCAGUGUCUCUUCUAAAGGGAUUGUUACUAGAAUAUUUUUUUAUUUCAUUAAAUGUUUAGUACUUGAUGAAAACUGCACUGACAGUCACAUGGAAAUAAAUCUGAGCUAUGAAAAACGUCUUAGUUGUUGAACUUAACCGUGUGAAAGACGAAGAAAAAAGGACCGAGGCUCUCGGAAGGUGAAGGAUGUCAAUUAUAUUCCAGACAGUUAUUCAGAGUGUUACCCAGGGUAAGAAACAUCACUUGUUACCAAAGCCUAGGGGGACCGGCCAUUAGGUGUUGUGACCACUGAACUUCUGCCUACAUACAUUGCGCAUAGUCCACAGGGUGUAGGGUACAUAGGUUCCAUUUACUCUACCAUUGGCAUAAACUUUCUGAAAUGUUUAAGCCCAGGCUGCAACACAUUUUAAAUUGAACCUCUGGACUGGCCUAUUAAAAAAGCCAUUAUCGAUUUGCUAUUCAGGUUGAAGGGAAAUUGAAAACACAAUUUUGGUUAUUUGAACAAAGAUCUUGGUGCUGUUUUUCAGACGUCACUAGCCGGGGAUUUAUUGUCUACUAAAUGCAGUCUAUUAUAUCCCUCCUUUCCCCUUCUCUCAUAUUUUUUUUACUCCUCGGUUGGCAUUCACAGUGUGACUUAAGCCCGGAGGAGGGGGGGUACUCUGGAUUUCAAGUGACAGGGAUGAUCUAAGGAUUUUUUGGGGUUUUAAAUUUUCAGUUUCGGGAUUUUUUGGGGUAGGAAAAUUUUGGCAAGUAUUUUUUUGGUUAGCUUGAUUUAAGUAAGGAUUUUUUGGGGUAUCCAAAACAAUCUGAAGAUUCGUCAUAGUUCCUGCAUAUCCCGGCUGCGUAGUUCCUCUGGAAAUUUUUAUGGCUGGGAAAUUCAGCAUGGGAUUUUUGGGGUUUAAAUUUUGGUCCAGGGAUUUUUGGGGGUUUUGUUUGAAGCUCGCAGGAUUUGUUUGGGUUUUGAUUUUUGCCCCCAUUCGAUCAAUCCAUCACUUGACAUCUGGAGUACCCCCUUGGGGAUGUAAGCCUUAAACAAAUUGACAAUCUAGACUUGCAGUAUUCAAUGGUCUAAUCUAUUAUAAGACUAAGUCAAGGAAAAUAUGGAAGUAUGAUGUUUUAUUCAUACCUAGUUAGGACUUGGUAGUGGUGGUGAGACACACAAAACUGAACUGAAGUGUACCAAUAAUUGGCACAUUUCAGGUUUUGUGUUUUGUCUUAAUCUGUGCACCUUUUCAAAUAGAAAAUAUUUUGUUGUGUUGCUUUUCUUUCAGUGCUGCUGACGUGCCAUAUGACAGUGAUGAAGAAGCUGACUACAGUAAAAUGGAUUUGGUAAGUGUCUUCAUUGGUAGUAGCAUCAGUGUAAUUCUCUUGUUAUCAAAGAAAACACUUCAGGGCAUCUAAAGGGAUCUCUGAAAUGAUUAAUACAUAAUAAUUUUAUAGUAUAUAUAUAUAACAUGGCAUGGGGUUGCCACCAGCAUUUUUCAAUAUAUUAUUAUCACUUAAAUUGGACUUGAUUAUUAUACUCCUGAGCAGAUUUCUAUACUUUAUCUAGUAAAAUGAAAUUUCAUUUUCAUCCAUCAAUCACAAAAAUAUCAAUAUCUGUUUAAUGUCAAAUGAAUGACUUUCAUUUUUGCUUUUUUUUUCACUUUUGAAGUUAUCAUUAGUAAGAUUAUCUUUCAUUAAACUGUCAAAUUUAAUGAAACGUCUUUAUUCCAUUGACUUUUGAGCCUCAACAUGGUUCCUUUAAUUGAUAACAGGAUAUUGUGGUUGGAACUUUACAAGGCCGAAAAUACUAUUCACGAGUAUUUGUUAGUACAUUAUUUUACUUUGUUGCUUUGGCUUUUGUAGUGAUCACGUGUCACUCAUUUCUUUUAUUUAUUUAUUUAAAAUUAUACCAGGAAUAUUUUUCGAGUUCCUGGUAUAAUUUUAAUUAAUAUUGUUUUUUGUUUUGUUCAUGUUGAUUGAGUGAAAUGUUUCAGUUCAGUUAUUGGUUUAUUGUUUAUUUAUUUAUCAUUAGUGUUUAUUUUUCUUUCAUAUAAUUUCUUGGAAAAAAGCUCAAAGAUUUAUAUUAUUAUUAUAUUAUUAUUAAUAUUAUUAUUAUUGUUAUUAUUACUGUUUGUUACUAAUAUGCAUAAUAUUAUUUUAUUAUUAUAGUUUUAUGCACUAAGGCGGUUCAUUGCUUUUGAUUCCAUACAAUCAUCUACAUGCAGGGUAACAAGAAAGGUCCCAUCAAACGUUGGGAUUUUGAAACAGAGGAAGACUACCACAGUUACAUGGAAAGCAGAGAAGCCCUUCCUAAGUGAGUCAACGUGUUUGAUUAAUGGUAAAAUGUCCUUAAGUUAGUAAAUUCCUCAGAGAAAUGUUAACUUUUCUCAGACUGCUUCUUGCUGUUAAGUGACGUUUUAAUGGGUGUGAAGACAAAAUGGCUAAUGAUGCUUUUCAUCCAGGUUCAUUGAUCCCCUCUCGAAGAUAGUGAUAGUGAUUAUCAUAAUAUCUGGCUCCACGAGUAGCAAGAUGAAAAAAAUCCUGUGUUCUGAUUGGCCUUUUAAUUGGGUGGUCUCCCUUGGCAUGCACCGAGCUCUUCUUCAUGUGCUUAUAUUUCCAUUCUUCUGUUAGCUACCUGUCUUGCUUAUUCAACAUGGCUGCAUGUUAGCCUCACACCAACUUUGUUAGUUUCAUUUAUGCUUAUUGUAGUGUAUAUUUCUCACAAUAGCUGUACUGAUAUCUGACGGUGUGAAGUGCAAAAUGCUACAAUCGUGUUAUUUUUUCUUUCCAGAGCUGCCUUUCAGUUUGGUAUCAAGAUGUCUGAGGGACGUAAAACACGGCGUGCAGGCCCCAAAGAUGAAAAGGCAAAGCUAGACAGGGAUUGGCAGAAAAUUAGUCAGGUAUGGUAAACCUGAGGAUUUAAACUUGGGACAACAAGAGUAAUAAAAGAUCUGUUGCUCACAGUCACACUGUGCAGCUAGUGGCCAAAGUGAGGCUCCAGCCUUGGAGCACUGUAUUGUGAGUCUGAUUCACUGAUCACUUCUAGCCUUCUUUCGAUAUGUUUGGAUAGCUCUGGCCUCUGAAAUCCUGGUUCUUUGAAGAUGGAAAUUCCAUGUCCGUCCUUUGUCAAGUGUCCAUUUUUUUUGUAAAGAAUGUCAUUCACUUCUCUUUUCCCAUGUUGUUCCAUUUAAACAUCAUUCAUGGCUGUCAUCAACAGCCAGGGACCUUGGAUUUCCCCUGGCUACUAUGAACCUGGUCCCCGGCUACUUUCAUGGGAAAGAAGAAGAAAAAUAGAACCAAAGGAAAUCCCUAGCUGUUUGAUUCCCUGCCUACUUGUAGUAUUUAUCUGGCAACCUGAAAUCUUACUAAAAUCCCUGUCAUUGUCAGUACAGCCACGUCCUGCUUCUCUUCGCCUGAAAAUUAACUUUCCUGGCACGUGAAACAAAAGCAAAGAAGGGCAUCUGCUCAUGCAGGCUACAUUCUGGGAGAAUGGGGUUUUGUUUUGGGAUAACGGUUUUCAAGAACAAAAUGAAAUCUCACGGAUCCUUGCCGAAUGUUGGGGUUCCUUAGCUGAGUGUAUUCUGAUGGAUAGUCUAUUAUUAUUUAUUUUUUCCCUUAGAUGUUAAACAAGAGGAAAGAUGAGGGGUGAGUAAAAUGCUGUUGUUGGUUAGGAAUUACAGUCAAACCAGGUCAAGCGUUCCCGUCACUAGCAAACUAAUGAAUUCAUUAAUGGAAAAAUGAUUUCGUUUGUUGAUUCAAUAAUCCAUUCAUAAAAUGAAUAAUCCAACAAUCAAAUUGGACCUCGAUUCAAUAAUUAAAUGUUGAUUUGGUUUAUUAACAAAAUCUACCUGUUCUUUAUUCUUCUCUGUUGAGUUCAAUCGUAUUUGCUUCCCUUUUCCUGCCAUUUACGAUUGCGUUUGUAAUUGCCUUUAAUCAAAACAACAGCUAGAAGAGGCAGACCGCAAACGCAAAGAAACUGACAAAGGCCGGGGAUCGAAAUCCACCAAUCACCGCACAUACACUGACCUUAGUUUCACUAUCGUGUUUCCUAAGAGGUCAGGUCCGUUGCAGUGAAUACUGGAAACAAAAUGAUGUACAUGUAACAGUUUGUUUGGGUUUGAAAUUCAGAACUCUCCCGAACUCGACUCUAAGAAAAAAAGGAGAAAAAAAAGUGUAGUUUUUCUAAAAACAGUAAUCGAAUCACCAUUCGAUUAUGGAAUCAAGGCUAAAUAUGAAUAUUGGAUUGUUCAUUUUAUUAAUGGAUUAUUGAAUCAAUAAACGAAAUCAUUUUUCCGUUAAUGAAUUUAUUAGUUCGUUAGCGACGGGAACGCUUCACCUGGUUUGACUGUAAAACAUCAAACAGACUAACAGAACUGGUCAAUAAAAUAUUUUACUCUGAAGUACUUAAAAAAAGGAACUGGCCAAAGAAAACCUAUUUCCAAAAAUUAGACUACCGGUAAAUCCAGGGGGGUACUCCAGGGAAUUCUUUUUGAGGGUGUGCUGCCCAGUUCUUCAAUCACAAUGACCUUAUAAAAUGAAGCAACACAAUUUUGCCCAAGAGAAAAGGAGGAUUCUCUUAUUGUGAACUCACCUUGUAUGCAUUAACCAGUUUUUGUUUUUUGUUUUGGUGGCUGUUUCAGGAGAGGAGACUCAGACAGCAAGAGGAGAAAACAUUGAAUUGGAAACAAUAACAACUGUUACGGUUCAUUUUAGAAUCAUGACUGUUAGUACUACUGCUACCACAUCCAUUGCUUUAAGAGCCAAGAAAGGACUUUUUUGUCAUGAGCAAAAUAUUAACCAUUUUAGCUGUACAGGUUGUAAUGAAGCUGCAGGUAUAACCAAAGCAUCCCCUGUUUGAACUCAGACCACAUUGUGUACCUUUUUGAAUUGAGGACAUUGUUGUUUUCCAGCCUUUUUUGUUUAUUAUUUUAAAGCCAAGCCCAUUGGCCCUGGUUGUUCAAACUUUGAAUAGCACAAUCCGCUGGAUAAAUCACUAUCCAGCAGAUAAGCAUUAGGGAAACCACUGGAUAGAGAUUUAUUCGGUGGAUAACAUUGCCCACCUUUUGAACAACUGGUCCCUGGGGGAUAAACAACCUAUGUUGAUGGCUUUAAAUUUCCUGAAGCUUUGCAUGUGUUGUUCAGUUAGCUUUUUCUUUCUGAUUUUUGCUCUCUUAUUUCUUUUUUGCUCUCAUUAUUAAGGAAUGUUGGCAUGACUUAUAACUUUGUUGAAAAUGUAACAUCCUACAAAAUCACGAGAACAGACUACAGUAGAGAAGUCCACAGUGUCAACAAUUUACUGUGGCUUUUG